Messenger RNA from Mirounga angustirostris (Northern elephant seal), 2803 nucleotides. RefSeq names its product tudor and KH domain containing (gene TDRKH). The record is from RefSeq and is a predicted model, not a curated record. Gene Ontology annotation, biological process: spermatogenesis; piRNA processing; P granule organization. Gene Ontology annotation, molecular function: RNA binding. Bases 141 to 2051 code for a protein of 636 amino acids. Gene Ontology annotation, cellular component: P granule. The transcript is spliced from 13 exons. Lineage: Eukaryota; Metazoa; Chordata; Mammalia; Carnivora; Phocidae.
GGGGAAGAGGCCGCUGAAGCGAGGCAGGCGGGGCUCGAGUUGCGGUGCGAGAGGGAGGAGGCGACGGCCGCUGGGGCGAGGUGCGAGGCGGAGCGCGCGACGGCUGACUCGAGGAGCGGAUGUAAGUCUGAAUACAGAAAAUGUCCACUGAACGAACUUCUUGGACAAGUUUGUCCACUAUUCAGAAAAUAGCACUGGGCCUCGGGAUCCCAGCCAGUGCAACGGUUGCCUAUAUCCUAUACCGCAGAUACAGGGAAAGCAGAGAAGAGCGGUUGACAUUUGUUGGGGAGGACGACAUUGAGAUAGAGAUGCGAGUUCCCCAGGAGGCUGUGAAGCUCAUCAUUGGCCGGCAAGGAGCCAAUAUUAAACAGUUGCGGAAACAGACAGGUGCUCGGAUUGAUGUGGACACGGAGGAUGUAGGCGAUGAACGGGUGCUGCUUAUCAGUGGGUUUCCUGUUCAGGUGUGCAAGGCCAAAGCAGCCAUCCAUCAGAUCCUGACAGAGAAUACCCCCGUGUCUGAGCAGCUCUCAGUUCCCCAGAGAUCCGUGGGCAGGAUCAUAGGGAGAGGUGGGGAGACCAUUCGUUCUAUCUGUAAGGCCUCUGGAGCCAAGAUUACCUGUGACAAAGAAUCAGAGGGGACAUUGCUACUAUCAAGAUUGAUAAAAAUCUCAGGAACACAAAAGGAAGUGGCAGCAGCCAAGCAUUUGAUACUGGAGAAAGUUUCAGAAGAUGAAGAACUUCGGAAAAGAAUUGCUCAUUCUGCAGAAACCAGAGUCCCACGCAAGCAGCCAAUCAGUGUAAGAAGAGAGGAAGUGACAGAGUCUGGUGGAGCUGGAGAGCCAGCUUUGUGGAAAAACGCUGGUACUGGUGCAGAGCUGGAGCCAGCUACACCACUGGGAGCUCCUCCCCAAAAAGGAGGCGGUGACACGGCUGUUGUAGGGCCAGAAGGUGCUUGGGAGAAACCUAAUGGUGACAGCUUUCAGAAAUCUGGAGCCCAGACCAGUCCAGAGAUGUCCAUGUUUGAAAUCCCCAGCCCUGACUUCAGUUUCCAUGCCGAUGAGUUCCUGGAAGUCUAUGUCUCUGCCUCUGAACAUCCCAACCACUUCUGGAUCCAAAUCAUUGGCUCCCGCAGCCUGCAGCUGGAUAAGCUUGUCAGUGAGAUGACCCAGCACUAUGAGAAUAGUCUACCUGAAGACUUGACUGUGCACGUGGGAGACAUUGUAGCAGCACCUUUACCUACAAAUGGUUCCUGGUAUAGAGCUCGGGUCCUUGGCACCUUGGAGAAUGGGAACCUAGACCUCUACUUCGUUGACUUUGGAGAUAAUGGAGAUUGCCCACUGAAGGACCUCCGGGCACUCAGGAGUGACUUCCUAAGCCUUCCAUUCCAAGCAAUAGAGUGUAGUCUGGCACGGAUCGCCCCCUCAGGUGAACAGUGGGAAGAGGAAGCUUUGGAUGAGUUUGACAGACUCACUCACUGUGCUGACUGGAAGCCCCUGGUGGCCAAGAUCUCCAGCUAUGUCCAGACUGGGAUCUCAACUUGGCCCAAGAUUUACUUAUAUGAUACUAGCAGUGGGAAGAAACUUGAUAUUGGGUUAGAAUUAGUUCGUAAAGGAUACGCAGUUGAGCUCCCGGAAGAUGUGGAAGAAAACAGAGCUGUCCCAGACAUGUUGCAUGACGUGGCCACAGAAACCGAUGUCUCGCUCGGCAGCGUGCUCGCUGAGACCAAGAAGAGCCCUGGAGAGAUAGCAAAUACCCUGUCCUGCCUCAGCUUAUCAGGAUUUGGUGCCUGGAGAGAGGAACCUAUGAUAAAGAGAUCUAUGCAGUCCUUCCUCUGUUACAUACACGAUCUGGCUUGCUGUGGACCAAAUGCUUUCUUUCCGUCUAUUGGACUACCAGAAAGAGUGUGGGGUAGAGGGGGACAAGUACAUGUCCCCACUCCACCUGCCCGACCCCGUCUUCUUCCAGAGUUUGCUUCCAGGCUGCUCAACAUCUGGCUCACUGUUUUCUGCCAGGCAUUGAUCUAUGCUUCCGCAAGGCUGUGUCCUUUUUGAGGCUGGGAAGCAGCCAGGGUUUGGUCAUUGGAAGUGAUGAUUCUGCAGACUUCUGACUCACCUCAUCAGGUGACUGUUAGUUAAAGGAGGUCUUUGGCGAACUCAAAGACUGCAGUUGAGUCAGGAGGCAGAGGCAGAAAUCAGUAUAAUUCUAUUAAAAAGCCUCAGGAAAUGGGAAGAGAACACUGCCUCCCAGCCUUAACUGCUGAUAUGUUAUUGGAGAUAGGUUUUUGAAACAGUUGCUCCAGCUAUUUCCCUGUAAACUUUGGUUAAAAUACAAGUAGGCAAGGAGAGAGCAGCUCAGGAAAUGUUCUAAAGUGCUAGUGUAAUAUCUAUAUGUGUAUGGACAUCCAUAGAGUGAAAGAGAACUUACAUAGCUGUUUGAAUCAUUUGGGGGAUUCUUUGCUGAAUAAAGUUCUCAAGAAAAUUAUCUAAAACUAAAUGUUGGUUGAAUCAAGGUGGAAGCAGGCCUGUGGGUAUCUUCUAAACUUAAACCUGGUAGAAUUUGUCACAUGCUUCACAGGGAUGGCCCAUCUUUGAAACAAGUGUCCUUCUCAUGCACAGAUCCUAUCCUUUCCCUAAAGUUACUUCAGAAUUAACCAUUCACUAAGAACCAGACCAAUUUAGGUUUAGGUUAUAUAAAUAAGAACCCACCGGGGUUUCUGGAUAGCUCAGUCAGUUAAGCGUCUGAUUCUUGAUUUCAGCUCAGGUCAUGAUCUCAGGGUCUUGAGAUCAAGCCCCGCCUCAGGCUC